CCCGGUAGCGGUAUUAAGUCGUACUUUUACUAUAAGUAUCGGCUAAAAGGAAAGGUUUUUAAAGAUAUUAAAGACUAUUAUAGCUACUUAGAUCUAGUUAAUCUAAAGGUUAAUGCUCUACCUAGCGAUAAUAGCUCGGCUAUUAAAUAG
Colletotrichum acutatum is the source of this 150-nucleotide messenger RNA. RefSeq lists its product as uncharacterized. The annotation marks the transcript as partial. NCBI's taxonomy places the organism in Eukaryota, Fungi, Ascomycota, Sordariomycetes, Glomerellales, Glomerellaceae. The transcript has a single exon. The record is from RefSeq and is a predicted model, not a curated record.